UCUAAAAAGGUGUGGUUCAGACCAUUCUCCAAUUCUACUGCAAACGCAGCUGGUUCAUAACAACAUUAAAUGGGGCUGGAAUUUUCGUUUUGAGCCAUUUUAGCAAAAACACGAGGGCUGCAAACAAGUUAUCUCUGAGGGAUGGUCGGAAGAGCAGGGGGCUUCUGCCAUAGAUAAGAUGGCCAAUUGCGAACAUAAACUUCUACAGUGGAGUAAGGAAACUUUUGGCGACCUUCGAACCAGAAAGAACAAGGCAGAAAGGGCGUUAGAACUACUGGACAAAAGGAAAAAGAAUGCAGCAAUAAUCCUCCAGCGAAAGGCUAUUGAGAAGGAGAUUAAUGAGAUCUUGAUGCAGGAGGAGUUGAUAUGGAAACAACGCUCCAGAGCAGAUUGGCUUCAAGGAGGGGAUAAAAACACAGGCUUUUUUCACAGGAAAGCGUCUGACAGAAGGAACAGAAACACUAUAAAGAAGCUUUUGGAUGAAACAGGAGUAAUAAGGGAGGGUCACAGUGCUGUGACUAAUAUUUUAACUAACCACUUUAAAUCUGUUUUCACUGCAGGUGAACGAGUUUCUGUAAGUCAAAUUUUGGAAGCAGUCCCAUGCAAGGUCACUACAGAAAUGAAUGAGGAACUUUUAAAACCUUUCACAAAUGAGGAAAUCUGGACAGCCCUAAAGAAAAUGGGACCUCACAAGGCUCCAGGGGUGGAUGGAAUGUCAGCUCUCUUUUUCCAGAAGAACUGGGAUAUUGUGGGACCAGAUGUUACAAAUGAACUUCAGAAUUACCUAAGCACAGGCAUGUUCCCUCAGACCCUCAACCAUACUCUGCUAAUUCUAAUACCCAAGAAAAAAGGGCCAGAAUGUCCAGGGGAUUAUAGACCUAUUAGCCUAUGCAGGGUUCUUUACAAGAUCCUAUCAAAGGUUCUGGCUAAUCGACUGAAACAAGUUCUUACCAAAGUGAUUAAUGAGUUUCAGAGUGCUUUUGUCCCUGGGAGACUAAUUACAGAUAACGUCAUGGUAGCGUUUGAGUGCUUCCACUCAAUGAAAGGCAGAACAAAAGGAAAGAAAGGAUUCAUGUCAGCCAAAUUGGAUAUCUCCAAAGCCUAUGACAGGGUGGAGUGGGACUUUCUUGAGUCUAUUAUGCUUAAACUGGGGUUCAAUACUAGAUGGGUGGCAAUGAUCAUGGCCUGUGUCAAAACGGUUUCCUACUCAAUCAUGGUUAAUGGUCACCAAACAGAGACCUUUUUUCCUACUCGAGGCUUGAGACAAGGAGAUCCAAUAUCUCCCUACUUAUUCCUAUUCAUUGUGGAGGGGUUAUCUGCUCUUAUAUUGAAGGCUGAAAGAGACAGGAGGAUAGCAGGAAUACAAGUCAAAAGAGGAGCCCCUACCAUUUCCCAUCUGCUCUUUGCAGAUGACAGUGUUCUGUUUACAAGUGCAACAACUCAAGAAUGUAUACAUUUAAGAGAUAUCCUAACCUUGUAUGAACAAGAAUCUGGACAGAAGGUAAACCUUGAGAAAUCGGAAAUCUCUUUCAGCCCCAAUGUGGAGGAGGUUAAGAGACAGGAUCUGGCAGCCAUUCUUGGAAUGAAAGUGGUACCUCUUCAUACUAAAUAUCUAGGCCUACCCACCACAGUUGGAAGAAGAAAGAAGGAGGUGUUCAGCUACCUUGUGGAUAGGGUCAGAAGAAAGGUGAAGUUGUGGAAAGGGAAGUUGCUUUCUUUUGGAGGAAAGGAGGUGUUGAUAAAAGCAGUAGCCCAAGCACAAAUGACUUAUGCAAUGCAGGUUUUCCUAAUCCCUAUGACUGUCACUCAAGAAAUUCAGAGUCUGGUUUCAAACUUUUGGUGGGGACAACAAGAAUCAGAACGCAGGACGCAUUGGGUUAGUUGGCAGGAGAUGUGCAGAUCCAAAAAGCAAGGGGGCUUGGGGUUCAGGAACUUACAUGAUUUUAACUUGGCCCUUCUGGGAAAACAACUGUGGAGAAUGAUUCAAAACCCAACCUCCUUAGUCUCAAGAGUUAUGAAAGCUAAGUACUUUCCAACCCGGGACAUCUUGGAAGCAGAGGGAGGGUAUAAUCCGAGCUUUAUAUGGAGAAGUAUCCUAGCAGCUAAAGAUCUCAUGAAGGAAGGAUUGCGGUGGAGAGUUGGGAAUGGAAACAAAAUUGAUAUCUGGCUGGACAAAUGGGUUCCUACCUCCCUAAAUUAUAGAGUUCAAUCGCCAAUCUCCCUAUUCGCAUCAUACACAUCAGUGAAUGAGCUUAUGAACACAGAAACGAGAACCUGGAACCAUGCUUUACUACAAACCUAUUUUCUCCCUCAAGAUAGACAGAAUAUACUGAGAAUACCAAUACCAAGACAACCAGCAGAAGAUAAGAGAAUCUGGGGGAAGGAGAAGUCAGGUCAGUAUACAGUGAAAUCGGCUUACAAGGCACUGAGAGCGAGUAAAGAGGCAGAAAUGGGAGAAAUCUAUACCCCAAUCAACUGGGAACGAAUAUGGAAGCUCCAGAUACCUCCUAAAGUCAAAGUCUUUGCGUGGAGAUGGAUUCGCAACAUCUUACCAACAGGAGCAAACAUCCUAAAGAGAACAACUAAGGGAUGCGAUGAAUGCCCAUUUUGUGGACAGGAAGAGACACAGAAUCAUCUGUUUCAAGAAUGUGGAUGGGUUAGAAGAGUUUGGUACCCUAGUUCCCUAAAUCAGUGUUUCGAGAAGGGAAAAGACCUUACCUGCGAAGAAUGGAUGGUGGCUCUCCAGGAAACAGAAUCCGACGAGAAGAUAGCCCAAUUUCUGGCGGCACUAUGGUUCAUAUGGGGCGAAAGAAAUAGUCAAUGCUGGAACACGAAGAAAUUGGAAGAAUUCGAAAUAAUGGGGAAAGCGGAACGUUGGUUGAAUGAAUACCUGGAAUAUCAACAACAAGGAAUGGAGGUGGCGCCCAGGCAGGUGGCUCGUUGGAAACCGCCUGAAAAUGCUGAUUUCAAGAUCAAUGUCGACGCGGCGACGUUCACCGGAGCGGGCACUGGUUUGGGGGUUGUGGUUCGCGAUAGAAAUGGGGGAUUUUGCUGUGCAGUGAUAAAAAGAACGAGGAUUCAAUGGCCAGCGGAAUUGGCUGAGCUGCAGGCUAUAAAGCUUGGACUAGAGAUCGCGAGGGAGAAGGAUUUUGUGACUGGAGAAAUCGAAUCAGAUUGUCUCAGGGCGGUACAGCAAAUCGGAAGGGAGGAAAUGUCGAUGACGGAGGAAGGGGUGGAGAGUGCUGAAGUGAGGGAGCUGAUCGACACUUUUGCUGGACAGAUGCAGAUCAGGUUUGCAGGCCGAGAAAGUAACAAAGCAGCCCACAUAUUGGCCCAUGUACAAUGUGGGUGGGACGAAACUGAGAUUUGGGUCUCUAGGCCACCAAUUUUCCUGGUGGACCAACUUAUCUUUGAUUCCUGUUGUUGAUCUAUCAAAAAAAAAAAACUCCCUCUCUCUCUUCAAUCUAAUUCCCCAACACAGAGGAAGCAAUUCCCUCUGUUUUCCCCAAAGUUUCAAUCCCAGAUUCUCACUCUCCAUUCUCCAUGCAAGCGGUACAUGCUUCUUCAUUUGCCUUAAUCCUAAACUAGAUCAAUUAAUCGGUCGAUUGGACUCCUAUUGUGACUAAUUUUAUGGGCAGAAGAAGAACGACGGAAUCGGCAGGCCGUGAAUUCAUGGUGCCGGCGAGGAAGGUGAUUGAACAGAGGCCUCUUUCUCGUUCCUCUGUACUCAAAUUCUUGUUGUUUCCCAUAUCAACUAUGAUUCUCCCGAUCUUGCUAAGAUGAUUACCCUAUGAAUUGGUUGCCAUCUUCUUUCUCACUUCGUCAGCCACUCUCAUCCACUACAGAUGUCGAAUCGAAGAUGGGAGGAGAUGGCAAUUUUCCACCCGAAUCUACCGUCUCCAAGCCUUCGCCGUCCAAUCCCCGCAAUCGAUGAUGAAUCCCUCCAGAUUUUGCUUGCCAUGCCGUCGCAUCGAGGAAGAGAAAAUACGGCGGCCAACCCCGGUGAUUCGCGGAAGCUCAUCCUUCUCGUCGUUCGCUAGCGGCAACGGUGAGCUAGAGAAGAGAAAAUAUGUCGACCUAUAAAGUAUGCCCUCGCGUCGAGCUCAUCCUUCUCGUCGUUCGCUAGCGGCAACGGUGAGCUAGAGAAGAGGAGCGGCGGGGUGAAUCUGGAGAAGAGAAGUGGAGCGUUCUAUUAGGGAUUGGGGUUUGGCUUUCAGAGUUCGGAGCUUUUUUUUUUAUAAAUAAUUUUGUUUCACAAUACGGCGGUGUACAGUUUCAAAUAGCUUACCGCCGGUGGAAACAAAACCGGCCGAUAUUUCCUUUCGGACCGGUUAAACCAAAAAAACCGGGCGGUACGAUAAUUCAGCCACUAACUGGCUACCGUUUCGUUUCUGGUCCGGUUUCCGGUUUUACCGGUCGAAUCGGCCGGUACGAUCCGGUUUUCUGGUCCAUGGUUUUAACCCUAUUUUAUCUCUACAUAAGACUUAGCUACGAACCUGUCGUAAGAAAACCGUCACAAUGUAAAAUUGUCGAUUGUGAGCUCUUUCGAACUCACCGUGGAUUAGUCAUGUUCAAGUCGAACAGGGAAACCACAUAAAACUCGUUGUUUCGUGUUCGUUUCCUUCCGCAUUAUUCAAAUUCUACAUGGUAUCAGAGCAAACCUCGAUUUUCUAGGGUUUUGUGUUUGAUCGUUCGCAGUCUCGUUACGCAAGCAACUACGUCGGCCAUCACCGUCUGCUGCUUUUACAAUGGCAUCAUCACAACCACCGUCAGUCACCAUCGGUGGCCCCUGAGUCAAGGUUGUCGUCAGUGGCCUCAUCCAUCCGCCUCCAAGUGGUACUCGUCUCCAGCGAUGCUCAUGAAUCCCAUAUUGUUGGAACCUAUGAGAGCGAAUACCUGAUUAGGCCAAUAGAGCACCAUAGAUUGAUAGUAUUGGAUCGAUUGCUUUAGUCGAGGGUUGAUUCACUUCUUUGUAUCGAUUGUGAACUUCAUUCGAUAGAGGGAGUCUAGUUCAGAAUGCCUUGAUCGGUUGUUGUAGAGAAGGAUACGUCCCUCUAGGCAAUCGACUCAAGAGGGCCUUGAUCCUUUAGUCGAGAUUCAAGGUCUAGUUAAGGAUUCUCCGCAUUGUGAAUGAAAGUGAAACAGGUUAGAGAUCAUCAAUCAUUAAUCUGGCUAGUGGCUAGGGGGAAUCAUACCUAAGUGAGUUCCCAACCUGUAUUUAGAUUAACUUUAACUGUAGUUUGCUAGAGUAGUUUUAGUUGUUCUAUCUUAAUCUGGUUUCCUAGAUAAUGAACUGAAGCUGAGUAA
This is a messenger RNA of Linum trigynum, 5307 nucleotides long. NCBI's taxonomy places the organism in Eukaryota, Viridiplantae, Streptophyta, Magnoliopsida, Malpighiales, Linaceae. The record is from the annotation of a GenBank genome assembly.